CCCAGUUCACACGGUAAGCUGAUGGCAGAACAACAAAACGAGCCGGAGCAGCAGACAGCUGGGAAAAGCCAGGCUGCACCGGAAGUAAACUAUAAGCUCACAAUAUAUGAGUUUGAGAAUUUCCAGGGACGCAAGUCUGAGCUUACAGGAGAAUGUAUGAACUUGGCAGAUAAAGGAUUUGAAAAAGUUGGAUCAAUCCAUGUGGAAAGUGGUCCAUGGGUGGGUUUUGAGCAGCAGAAGUUCAAUGGCGAGCAGUUUGUUUUGGAGAAGGGCGAAUACCCGCGAUGGGACACCUGGUCUAACAGUCACAAUAGUGACAGGUUGCUGUCACUUCGACCCCUCCACAUUGAUGGUGAUAGGCACAAGAUCAGUCUCUUUGAGAAUGCUGGCUAUCAUGGAAGGAAGAUGGAGAUUGUAGAAGAUGACGUUCCCAGCCUUUGGGCUCAUGGAUUCCAGAAUAGGGUAGCCAGCAUCAAAGCCACCAAUGGAACGUGGGUAGGGUACCAGUACCCAGGUUACAGAGGACGGCAGUACGUCUUUGAAAAGGCAGAUUACAAGCAUUGGAAUGAAUGGGAUUCAAACCAGCCACUGAUCCAAUCUAUCCGCCGCAUCAGAGACAUGCAGUGGCACAAACGGGGCUGCUUUCAGGACACAGCACCAAGCAGCUGAAGGAGACGUGAACAGGAUCUGAGGCAGGAGGUUAAGGCAAAGAGGAGGAGGAUGAAAUAGAAUGGGAUCCUACCUUGCAAGCAUGCUGCCUUUCAUUCCUGUAAAUAUAUUACUGCAAA
Molecule: messenger RNA, 788 nt
Organism: Pristis pectinata (smalltooth sawfish)
Lineage: Eukaryota; Metazoa; Chordata; Chondrichthyes; Rhinopristiformes; Pristidae
Product: beta-crystallin B3-like
Exons: 6
Coding region: 22-669 (215 amino acids)
Biological process (GO): visual perception; lens development in camera-type eye
Molecular function (GO): structural constituent of eye lens
Source: RefSeq, a predicted model, not a curated record